This is a messenger RNA of Lotus japonicus, 1218 nucleotides long. RefSeq lists its product as uncharacterized. The record is from RefSeq and is a predicted model, not a curated record. NCBI's taxonomy places the organism in Eukaryota, Viridiplantae, Streptophyta, Magnoliopsida, Fabales, Fabaceae. The transcript is spliced from 3 exons. Bases 1 to 1218 code for a protein of 405 amino acids. Gene Ontology annotation, molecular function: nucleic acid binding; zinc ion binding.
AUGGAACGUGUUGGGCCAGUGGCAUAUAGGAUUGCGUUGCCGCCAUUCCUAUCCAAUAUUCAUGAUGUACUUCAUGUGUCGCAGUUGCGAAAGUACAUGGCUGAUGAUUUUCAUGUUCUCGAACCUGACGACAUUCAGCUGAAGGAUGAUCUGACGAUGGUUCAUGAAAUAGAACUUGCCCAUGACGAAGGACUAAAGAAGCAAAAGAACACUGCGUUCAAAGACAAUAGUUCCAAAGCCAGUCAAGCAAAGGAACAAUCGGAAGAAGAAGAAUCCUCUGAAGAAUUGUCAGAUGAUGAACAAGCACUCUUCAACAGAAAGUUCAAGAGGAUGUGGAUUAAACAACAAAGAGGAAAAGACAAAAGGAACAUUACGUGCUUUGAAUGCAAAAAGUCGGGCCACAUCAAGCCGGAUUGUCCAAGACUAGCUAAAAAGUCAAUCAAGAAUCCAUACUACAAGAAAAAUAAAGCCUUAGCAACUGGAUGGGAUGACUCCGAGGACGGUUCAGAAGAUGACGAUGAUGAAGAUGCACACUUUGCACUCAUGGCAUCUGCAGACAGUUCAGACGAUGGUGAGGACGAUGAGGUAAAACCGGAAAACCUUAAAGAAGAAUUCAAUGAAUUACUUGAACACUCAUAUGCCUUAUCUGAAAAAUACAAAGCUUUAAAGAAACAGUUUGCUAAGCUUCAACUAGAACAUGAAAAGGUUUUGUCUGAAAAGAACCACAUAGUUAAAGAAAAUACUGCCUUAAAGGAACAAGAUUCUGCUAAAGAAGUAGUUGCCUUAAAGAAAAAAUUUAAAAUAUUAAUUGACGAUUUAUCUACUUUCACCAUUGGUCAUGAUAAUCUAGUUAAACUGUGUGGCAACAGUCGUGAACUGUACGAUAAGAGCGGAUUAGGUUUUGAUAGUGAAUCACCCUCAUCUAGUGAAACCAUGUCCGAUAUAUCUUUUACAUCUUCUGAUUCUGGUCAAACUAAAUUUGUUGUGAACUUCAUAAUUGAGCGAGAUGAAAGGAAAACCUCUUAUGAAAAGAAGGUUCCUCCGAAGUAUGUCACUAACCCUUCAGGACCAAAGAAAAUCAGGGUACCUAAAAAGUUAUUCAUCUCUGUUGCAGACUUACUCAACAGAACAAAGGAAACACCAACAAUGGUACCUGGACAGUGGAUGCUCGCGGCACAUGAUGGGAGAAAAGUCUAUGUUCCAAAAAAUCCGAACUGA